AUGCAGUCUCUUCACCACCAUGCAGAGACAAUCCAGAAGUCGAUGUUGAUCUUGGAUCUCAACGUUGGCGUCCUCAAAAACAUUGGGGACCACUAUGACAACCUCGCUGCCACCGAGUUCAAGGAUAUGGAUGCUUGCAAGGCUGUUAUUAACGAGUUCUUGAGAGAGAUUGCUUCCAUUUCAAAGAUGCUUGAGACGCGUUCGAGACAACUGAAAUGUCUGGCAGCCAACCUGGAACAAGGCAUAUCUUUGUACGACAAAGCUUUACAGCAGAGAAGUGACCAGAUUAACACCAAACUCGCCGAGUAUGCCCAGAAGAACAGCGAGCAAAUGCAAAUAAUAUCCGACAAAACCUCACGACAAACAACUUCGAUGCAUGUCAUUACCGUCGCUACUCUUUUCUUCUUGCCAGCCACUUUUGUAGCAACAUUCUUUCAGAGCGGUGUAUUCCUCUGGAACGAAGAGACACCGGAGGACAUGCAGGCACCAUUCAAGUGGCAAGGUGACAAUUUUCGACUGUUCAUCAAGAUCACCAUCCCGCUGACUAUCGUAACUAUUGGAACAUGGCUAUUCGUGUACUUGAGACUGAGGUGGAGAACAAGCAACCUUUAG
This is a messenger RNA of Colletotrichum chrysophilum, 612 nucleotides long. RefSeq lists its product as uncharacterized. The record is from RefSeq and is a predicted model, not a curated record. The transcript has 3 exons. Lineage: Eukaryota; Fungi; Ascomycota; Sordariomycetes; Glomerellales; Glomerellaceae. Bases 1 to 612 code for a protein of 203 amino acids.